Fusarium vanettenii 77-13-4 is the source of this 855-nucleotide messenger RNA. RefSeq lists its product as uncharacterized. The record is from RefSeq and is a predicted model, not a curated record. NCBI's taxonomy places the organism in Eukaryota, Fungi, Ascomycota, Sordariomycetes, Hypocreales, Nectriaceae. The annotation marks the transcript as partial. The transcript has a single exon.
UUCAACGCCUCCAAGCUCGCCCUGCUGGUUGAAACACGUCCACUCCCAAUACUGGCUCCCUUGAUCCUACACUUCAUCUCCGUCGUUCCACCAGAUUGGCCCUUUCUAUUCAUGGGCUCCUACGACUCUAUCGAAGCCAUCAACAACUCCUUCGCCAUCCGCCAACGAGUUGUCCAAGGCAAACUCGCAUUGACUCCCGUUCCUUCAAAUAUGAGCGUUCAAAGCCAGGAAAUGGUCAGUCGCUUCUUCACAAACUUGUGGCUAUACGAAAAGGUGCUCCAUCCUGCCGAGUGGCUGCUGGUAUUUCAGACGGACUCGAUCAUCUGCGCAAACAGCAAGCAUGACCUCGACGACUAUCUCGAAUACGACUGGGUCGGUGCACCUUGGAAUCCCAACUCUGCUUGGGGAGGCAAUGGGGGCCUUUCACUCCGCCGAGUUAGUCGUAUCAUAGACGUCCUCCGAAACCUUCAGCGUCCACACAAUACUGAACCAGAGGAUGUCUGGCUUACAAAACGUCUAGCUCACCACCCUGACGCCAAGUUAGCCAAUGGAAGCGUAUCUCUGACAUUUUCAGGCGAGUUACACAGUGGUCCACCUGAGAAGGUUGACAAGAUGAGAAGCAAUGGGACUAUUGAGGAUACCAAGAACAUCGGGGGCAUUGAUGAUUGGAAGGGAUUCUACGAGCCCAUGGGCUAUCAUACUGGCGGUGGAGGAGUAUGGCUUCACGCACCCAUCUGGGGAACUCCUGAGCUGAGGCAACAUAUCUGGUCAUAUUGUCCCGAGGUCAAGAUGACGCUGGAUAUGGACGUGGCGAGAUACAUGCCAGGGAACUGCCGCAGCCGUUGGAAGAGGUAA